AUGCCACUGAUGAAGGUAUCAGAUAUUGAAUUGAAAUGGGCUGAUGAGGAGUUAGUGAAGCAACGAAUAUUUGAAAACGGUUUCGACCGCGACAGCGCUUUCGAAAGUAUUACUCAUUCUGAUCGAACUACUCAUGUAUAUGAAGGUGGUUUCAAGAUAUGGGAAUGUUGUUUUGACUUGUGCCAACUCGUGGAUGAAGAGUCAGCCAAUAUUCAUGGGAAGCGUGUACUUGAACUCGGUUGUGGUGCCGGUUUGCCCGCUAUAUUAUGUGCUCGACGCGGCGCAACUCACGUUACUCUUCACGAUUUUAAUGAUUGUGUGAUACAAUGUUUCACGAAAGAAAAUAUGCGACUUAAUGGUGUGGAGGAGUCCAAAUAUAACCUAAUAGGCGGCAGUUGGACCGAUUUCCCUUCUACCAUUGAACCUCGAAGCUUUGACCUCGUACUCACUUCUGAAACGAUCUAUAAUCCGGAUGAUUAUGUUGCUCUACAUGAUGCAUUUGAUCGUGCUCUGUCGCCAGAUGGCAUGAUAUGGGUGGCCGCGAAAACUUUUUAUUUUGGAGUGGGUGGAGAUAUUGCAACAUUCACAGAGUUUGUUGUAAAAAAAGGUGUGUUCAAAGUGACUACAAAGCGACUCUUCAGUGCCGAUAUUCCGAGAGUUAUCCUAGAGUUGAGGAGAUAA
Molecule: messenger RNA, 681 nt
Organism: Haemonchus placei
Lineage: Eukaryota; Metazoa; Nematoda; Chromadorea; Rhabditida; Trichostrongylidae
Source: the annotation of a GenBank genome assembly